Molecule: messenger RNA, 1635 nt
Organism: Lolium perenne
Lineage: Eukaryota; Viridiplantae; Streptophyta; Magnoliopsida; Poales; Poaceae
Product: F-box protein At5g49610-like
Molecular function (GO): protein binding
Source: RefSeq, a predicted model, not a curated record
CCAUCGACGGGCGGCGUUUGCAGUCAGUGCACAGCAUUUUCACACCGCCCAUCAUCCCAUCCUCCUCUUCACACAGCUUCGCCAAUAAUUCACAUCCGGAUUUCGUCUUCCUUGCCCAAGUGCACGGCUCAUUGCUUUGCUCGUCUUCCUGCGCAGAAACGCCGGGAACGCCGUCGCGCCGGAAGUCGCCGCCGCCCUUGCUCGACCGUGCUCCAGACGAUCGAGCGGCCAGCAUGCCGGACAGCAGCGGCGCGACCGUUUUCGACGACCUGCCGGAGUGGCUCGUCGUCGACGAGAUCCUCUUCCGGUUGCCGCCAAAGGACGUACUCCGCUGCCGCGCCGUCCGCAGGUCGUGGCGCAGCGGCACUUCCACCGACAAGUUCAUCCACGACCACCACCGCCGCCAGCCCUCGCUCCCCAUCAUCGAACACCACAAGGGCAUCUGCCACCUCCCCUAUCUCAGUGGCGCUGCUGCCGGUGUCUCCACUGAUAAAAAGAUACGGCUCUUCAUCCGGUACACCCCCGCUACCAUAGUCGACGUUAUACACCACGGCGCUUGUGACGGCCUCCUCAUCCUGUCGGAGCAAGCUGAUUUCUACAUCUGCAACCCGACCACCCACAGGUGUGCUUCUCUGCCACAUCCUCCACUACGACCAGGCUUCAGCACGGUCACCGUAGUCGCCUUCUACCGGCACCACACAUCUGGAGAACACCGGGUUCUCUGGGUGGUCAUGAGCCACGCCAGAGUUGAAUAUGAAUCGCCUGAUUACUUCGUCCUCACGGUGGGAUCAGACCAGCCAAGACUCAUCCAGUGGCUGAUAGCUUCUCCUGCCGCUGACUCCUCCACUUGCCCACCGGUGCAUCAUCGUGGUAGCCUGCACUGGCCAAUGGGCCUCAGCAUUACCGUAUUUGACACCGUAGCCGAGACAUUCCGCCAGAUGAGCCGUCCGGCACAGCUGGGCGAUAAUGAUAUGGUGGCAUUGCUGGACAUAGGUGGCGCCCUUGCUUUGUCAAGCACCACCCUUGAAUGCGUCACUCUAGAUGUUUGGGUCUUGCAGGACUAUGAUGCCGAGACCUGGGGCUUUCAGUUUCGGAUUAACUUGCGAGCUGUUGUGGCAGCGCCGCCGAUUGAUUUGCGUCUGAAAUAUGUCCCGAGGAUGGUUGCGAUCAACGAGCGCGAGCUGUUGAUCCAGGUGGGUUGGCGGCUGCUGCAUUGCGGAAUCGAUGGUACGUUCCUAGGAAAUGUUGAAAUCGAAGAGCAUGAAAACUACCUGACGCUUACUAAGCAUCGCCUCCAAGAGAGCAUGAUUUCGCUUCCGUUGUUUGAGACGCAACACGAAGAAGAGGCUGUGAACAAUGUGCCUCCAUUCCUCAUUGUGCUGUAAGAUGCCCUGCUCCAUCUUAUUGUCUUGGACUCCCCUUGUUUGAUGUGCAACACUGGAGCAGCUAUCUAUCUCAUAGUAUGAGACAUGUCUUUUCUUAUUAGUUUCUAGUACUACUAUUAGAACUGAACAAUUUGGAUGUCAGAAGCACUAGCACUUCCGAGUCAUCAUUUCGUGCUUGUUAUGAUAUCUUGUGGAUCAUGUUAUUGUUUUAAACAGAUGUAUUAUCUAUGCUAUUGAACUAUUCUACUCU